UAAGUUUAAAAAAGGCGCGCACGGUCGCACUGAAAUCGCGAUUUACUUCAACUCGGUUUUUUUGUUGUUGUGGAUAAAUUAAUUAAUGCUGCGCUAGGUGGAAUAAGCUGUGGAUUAUCCAGGAAGGAUUGCCGGGAACCGCGGCCAUGAAUUUCCCGCUGGCGAGUGCCAACAAGGACACCUUGAGGGCCGCCUGCAAGAAGUGCGGCUACGCCGGUCACCUGACCUACCAAUGCCGCAAUUUUCUCAAGGUGGACCCUAACAAAGAGAUCCUACUGGAUGUCGAGAGCACCAGUUCGGACUCGGAGCUGGACUACCUCACGCCGCUCACUGAACUGAGGGCUCAGGAGCUGAAAGGUGGCGCUGAAGUCCCGCCACCAGUGGUGUCCAAGGAUAGAAGCAAUGACAAAAGCCGGGACAAGCUCAAGGAGAAGAAGAGAGACAAGGACAAGAAAAAGAGCACAUCCAAAAGGAGCCACAAGUUGGCUAGCAAAGACAAGGACAAAAAGUCCUUGCGCCACAAGAAGCGCAAGAAAAAGAGCCGGAAGCACAAAAAGUCUAACAGCAGCGGCAGCGAGUUGGCCAAAACCAAAACCAAAACGGGCAAAAGGCCCAGCAGCGGCAGUACCAGCAAAAAGUCGAAGAGACGCCGCUCCUCCUCGACCUCCAGCUCGGAAUCUUCCUCAUCCAGCAGCUCAUCAUCCUCAUCGGAGUCCUCCAGUGAUGACUCCUCUAGCGAUUCCUCGGAAUCUGAAUCUGAUUCCAGCGACAAUGAGGAGUCCAGCACCAGCGAAUCAGAUGAGUACGGACGAAAGAAGAAGCGUCAGGGCAAGUACAAGCGCAAGUCCACGGAUACGGCUAUGAUGCGCCGCAAGAAGACCAAGGUCAAGCGAAAGCGACAUCGCGCCGGGGGAUCCGGUGCUCCAACCGCCGGCAGCAGCUACCUGAGCAGCCUCAGCGACAGCAGCACCUACUGAAGGAUCAGAAUCAAUGUAAGAGUCUGGAUCAUUAUCAGGAUACACAGCUGCCUCCCAAAGCACUCGCUCCGUAAACUAGUUCGAUUUCCGUUUAGCCGUAAAAGAGGAGGACCAAACUGCCUGUCCUUCCUUUAUCUUCCACAGAGACUGCCUCUAGUUCCAGGCCCAAAAACUUCCCGAUAAACUCUUCCCCAAAUUAUGAAAAGCAAACAGUAAACCCUAGACUUGUCCUAGCCCUUAAGUUUCAGCAUAAUCUGCUGCAAAUACAACAAAUUAGUUUGUACACGA
Messenger RNA from Drosophila eugracilis, 1265 nucleotides. Its product is annotated as protein SREK1IP1. Gene Ontology annotation, molecular function: nucleic acid binding; zinc ion binding. The transcript is spliced from 2 exons. Bases 147 to 977 code for a protein of 276 amino acids. NCBI's taxonomy places the organism in Eukaryota, Metazoa, Arthropoda, Insecta, Diptera, Drosophilidae. The record is from RefSeq and is a predicted model, not a curated record.